Messenger RNA from Gambusia affinis (western mosquitofish), 918 nucleotides. Its product is annotated as aminopeptidase N-like. Lineage: Eukaryota; Metazoa; Chordata; Actinopteri; Cyprinodontiformes; Poeciliidae. The transcript is spliced from 4 exons. The record is from RefSeq and is a predicted model, not a curated record. Gene Ontology annotation, molecular function: zinc ion binding; peptide binding; metalloaminopeptidase activity. Gene Ontology annotation, cellular component: cytoplasm. The coding region runs from base 141 to 485 and encodes 114 amino acids. Gene Ontology annotation, biological process: proteolysis; peptide catabolic process.
GACUCCUUUCUGCUUAAAUCCAUAAAGACUACAUCAUUCUGUAUGAUGUUCAGAAAGUGUUUGCCAUCGACGCCCUGGCCUCUUCUCACCCGUUGUCCCGCAAUGAAGAGGAGGUUAACACGCCUGCCGAGAUCAGUGAGAUGUUCAACACCAUCUCUUACAACAAGGGUGCAGCGGUGCUUAGGAUGCUGUCAGAGUUUCUCAGCGAGCCUGUGUUUACCAAAGGACUCAGUUCUUACCUCAAUGAAUUUGCCUAUAACAACACAGUACAUACAGAUCUGUGGGGUCAUCUCCAACAGGCAGUAGCUGACACACCAGACUUGCAUGUUCCCUGCACUGUACAUGACAUUAUGAACCGCUGGACUCUCCAAAUGGGCUUCCCAGUGGUCACUAUUAACACCACAACAGGAGGGGUCAGCCAGAAACACUUUCUGUUAGAUCCAGAUUCGAAAGUGGACAGGUCGUCCCAGUUCAAGUACAAAUGAGUUUUCCUUUACUCUUCUUCAAUUUUAUAAUGAAUAAUAACUGAAGAUAGCCCACAAAAUUAAUAGUUUAAAACAACCUAAACUGUUAACUUAGGUUAGUAUGACUUACAGCUACAGUAGAAUUAAAGUUAGUAGAACAUUUAAAAGUUACACAAGACCAAUAAAAAGAAGACAUUUUUUUUAUUACAGAAAACUUGGCCUGUUAACAAGUUGUCCAUUAAAUUUGCCGGACUUUGUAAAUUGCACUUAAUAUUGGGUUAGGGCUCCUUUUACUUGUAUCAAUGCCAUGUGGCAUGGGGGCAAUCAGCUUGUUGCUUUACUGAGAUAUAAAGGAAACUUAGAUUGUGUAAAUACCAACCUUCAAUAUAUUUGCAUAGUUUGGUUUGGUGUACCUCAUCUUCUCUAACAACAACCCACCAAUUCUCUCUGAGGU